AUGAAGUUCAAGGAAAAUACCGCAAUGAACGAGCAAUACAAAAAGUCGUUGUUUCACGUAAACGGCGGUGUCUCAACAGGUGAGCCACUGUUAAAAACAACAGUUGAAUUAGCAUUGCAAACAAAGUCUACAAACUAGUAACAAACAUGUUAGAAGUUCACAACACUGUAAUUUUAGUUGCUGAGACAACUCCACAUGCGGUGAGUAAUCUCUUAAGGAACGUUAUUAAGAGCGCGAACGCCGUUGAAUCGAGCAGAAUUUAAAAGCAGGAAGACAGAAGUCAAGCUGCAUAUGUCUUGAUCCUACGGUCAUUUAUCAACAAAUUCAUUGUGAAGACGCAAGUUGGGUUUUUGAAGUAGCCGAACAUGCUAACAAGUUAAAUGUGGCCCAAACUUUUUCAGUUGUUUCCUAAUUCAAAUUUUUUCCUAUGGGAAGCACAUUUUUGUCCUAUGGGUAACCAUUUUAGCUUCAUAUGGAAACCUAAGUCAGCCAUUGUUUUCCUAUGGUCGUGAACCAACACUACUCAGCGGGAAUAGCCAAGGGAGCAUAAAACACCGCUUAUUACUUUAAAUAACAAAAGAAAAUGCCUGCUAAAAGAGGUGUAGCGGUUCAUUCUCAAUCUGCAGGACAUUUAGAUUGUUCAGAGUAGUAAUUACUACGAACCAGAAAAUAGUGAACACAUUGUUUCAACUGAAGCCGUCGUUUGUCAAGAUUUUUGCAGGUUUCAAGUAAGUCUAGAUCUUGUAGUUUGUAUAACUGGAUUCUUCAAAGCUGUGCACUUCAACAAACGAAUCUUGUUCUCUGACCAUGAUAUCUGAUCCUUUCUCGACGGAGACUGUGAAGAAACAACAGCCACAUAAAAUAAGUAUGCUGCCACAGCAAAUUUGUGAACGUUUUUCUGCUCAAUUAUACUGUCAAUCCACUGUUUAUCAUAAUAAGUAACAAAAUUAAAUUUUUCACAGUUGCUUUUAACAUAAUUAACGAUAAAGUUCUUUGUUGAGAGUUAAUUGUCACUCUUUAGUUGAUCAGCUCUACCAAAUCGAUUUCUCAUUUUGAGUUAAUUGUUUUUUGGGCGUUGUCACUGUACGAAAAAUUCCGCGCCUUGAGAGAAGAUCACCUUAACAUCGCUUUCGUCUCCAAGCCAUAUUUUCUGCCUUAAUCAGUAAAUUGUGAAACAAUUUAAGGACAAGGUUACGUCUGUUUUCGGUGCUGUUUAGAACGUUGAGUUAAUGUUUAAAACAGUAACAGAUAUACUUAAUAUAUCAUUUAAGAAAACAAACUUCAUAUACAAUGUAAUUGGCACUUUCCAGCCUGAAAAAGCGUUCAUCUUACCAGGUAAUUUACAUGCAUAUCCUGUGUAUAGACGUACAUUACACUAUACACUUACUAGGGCUCCGGAAACAACUCAUCCAGAGCUAGAGGAUGACAAACGAAUUGGAAGAAAUUUGUCAUUUCAACCUAUUCAGUUUUUUUGGCAUCAUGAAUGAGAUGCACUUUGCUCCAAGAGAAAGUCACCAGCAAAUAAAAAGCUGAACCUCUUUAUCUUAUCUGCGCAUCCUUGGUUUACAGUUUCUGUCCUAGUUAACACGCACUGCCAAGUACUAACUCGCCGGUAGUAAGCGUUUCCACGCGAAAUAUAGCUGCUUCACAAAAACAUCUUGGAGAUACUCAAUGCGGUCUCACCGGGCGAAUUUUUUUUUUUGUUCUCUUGCACAUGACAGAACACUUUUCUCAAGGUUCGAAAACUGUUUUUUUUUUCUUGAUAGAAGUCUAUUGUUAUAAUAGUUACUACACUAAUUCCAGUGACUCUGAAUAUCCCGCGAAAAGAUUCAGUUAUACCAUUAAAAUACUGCUUUUUUGGCGCAAUUUUAUUUAUUUUAAACUCAUCUUUUUCCCUGUUUUUUCAAUCUCGGCUGUGAGCAAAAAAAAACAGAGUAAUUUAUAAACAGUCUAGCGUUCUUAGCACAAGUGAAACCGUGGCUCGGCAUUCAAAAGUUUGGUCCUCUGCGUGGUUUGCUCAGUGUUAAGAUAUUACUGUUGUGCAGGUAUGACGUAAGCUUACAGCAAUGCGUUCUUGUGCAACAUCAUCUAAUAUGGAUUAGAGUGAUUUUACUUGGCCCUUGAAACAGAAAAUAACAACUAAUGCAACCGAAUGGCUACAAGUAAACCAAAGGGGGAUGGAGCUAGUACAUAAUAGCGCGUAAUAUUCUACUACGUUAAGUAAAAUCACCCUUUUUUUUAUAAAAUAACAAUUCAUAUUUAAUAUGGCACACACUUUAAAGUCUAUAUACCAUAGAGGUCAUAGAGUUAGAACGUAAUAUCGCACGUGUUCCAGCACCUGUCUUGUUAAUCCUUGUUUUAUCACACUGACAAAAAGCUUAUUUUUUCCACUGAACAUUCAGUAAAACGCCGACACUAAAAACUGCCCAAGUGUGACAUACAAUGAUUUUACUGAACAUCUUACAAUGUCUUCGUUCUUAAGCAGUCUACUAUCAAAAAAUAAAAUCUCUAGUUACUAGAAGUAAGAGUUUCUUCUGAAGAAAUAUAGUUUAAAAACUACUUUUUAAAACUAGAAUGGGGCCAACUUAACGGAAUGUUCUUUAAGAGCGUUCAACUUAAACAUUAGUAAAGGUCCCUUUCAUUUUCUCUUCGUUGUUAUUCAAUAACAGCAUCGUUUUCAAUACCCAGAAUGAGCUCAAGUCACUGUACUGUUAGCUUGCGUAGCAGGCGCCAGUUUUUUUUUUUUUUUUAGGCCGCGCGAGGGGAACACGCAAAGGGGAAAAAAGGAAAGGGAAGGGCCUCCUGUUCUUUUCUCCCCUCGCGCGUCCUCGAGAUUUCUUCCUUCGCCCUAAAAAGUAAACCGGCGCUUGCUACGCAGGCUACUGUACUGUACACAUGGAAACAAGACAUGACUACAUAAAAUGCAGGUAUUUUAUGGCAGUGGUUUUCCAACAGAGAGAAAACUCAAAGUCAUUAAAAGGAUAAUCAUAUACGUCAAAGACGAGCAAAGUUUGCUUGCUAUGGCUACAAGAUCUCCCAUGCACCUUACACCUUGCACCUAUCUCGUAGUCAUGGUGACCGUUGGGGCGCCACGGACCCAGCAACCCUUUCCCUCCAUUUCAUUUUGUUUUCAGAUUCUCCUAGGGCGUAGCAAAAUCUCAUCCUGUCUAAUAAAAGAUAUUAUUCUCCCAAACAGCUUCUAUAUAACUUGGCAAACGCGGACAUGAUCUAGCUAUUACGUACUGACAACGCGCAAUUAAACUUGAAUUAAAUCUUUGGUUCCUUUAACUAUAGACUAUUACACUGGUUGUUAAGAUACAAUUAUUUUGAUUGCUUGAUUAAGGUUAAAAUGUUACGCUUUAGAAUUCUCAAUGAACCAUGCAGUAUUUUCGCCAGAAGUAUAUUGUUAUCAGGCAAGACCUUGAUCUACUCUGGCUCGAAAGCACUUACAUUGUACACACACUACGCCGGGUUAAAAUCGAUGCGAUGAAAGUUACUUUAUGCGGGUUUUGUUGUAUUUCACAGAGUGAUUUAUUCAACAACAAAAAAUUCAAAUAGCUUAAAGAGAAUUUGAAUGGUAUUAGAGACGGAAGACAGAAGGCAUAGAAUGCAAGCUAAGGAGGGUUACAUGUCUCGACAAGGAGCCUAAUGAGAUUGCCUGUAUAGCGUGUCGCCUAGUUCGUUCCUUUUAAGGAAGAAUUAAAAGGAAGAAUUAAAAUUCUUAAGUGUAAAACUAAACCAGCAGAAGCGGCGGAGCGUUUUGAAACGUGGGGAAGGGGGAGGGCUUACCUUCCACUCAGCCAUACCUACUCAAAUUUUCCGAAAUAUCCUUUGCGUUGUUCGUUGGCACAAGCAAAAUUAUCUUCACAGGUUCUCAGUGUGUCUGUAAUCAAUUUUUAACAAUGCAUCAGUAGGCAGUUGUUCAGGCGGUCUUGCUUAAUCGUUCUUCUUAGGUCGUUCUUGAGUCUGUCCCUCAAAAUUUUUGUUUAUUGAGAGAAUAUGCUUUUAAUAUCUUUAUUUUUACACACCCAGACACGACAGACACAAUAGGUUUUAACGCCUUUUCUAUAGAGAUUACUUCCGGACAGGAUUAUCGUUAUAUGUGUUAGACUGUUACAUUGCUUGUGGCUCAGUACCACGCUAUUUUUAGUGGAAAAAAAAUUUCCUUGCUGCAAAUUUCUGACUGUUUACUUUGGGAAUAUUUUGAAACUGUAGCACUGACGCAGCAGGGGCGUGGCAAUAAGACCAUCUCUCGUGAUUCGAUCUUGGUCGCCUUUCCUUCCUACGGUAAGCGGGGGAGGCGACCAUCGUAUGUCCGUAAGGACGCGAGGUGGGGAAAGUUAGAGGAAAGCUAAAACCUGACGUUGGCAAAUACCUGAGAAAAAAAAAUUCUUAAUUCCUCAAGUAGAAUUUACCCAUUUUGAGGAACUUUUAGUAUAAGAAAAUGAGUAAAAUGAAUGUUGCUCAUCGCGUUUCAGCGCAAUUAUUGUUUAUAACAAUUAGGUUUGAGUCAAGAAAUCUUUUCACAAUAAUAUAUUGAGAAUGUUAGAAAUGGAUAGAUACAGCCAGGAAAGAAAAGGCUACAGGUAGAUCGCCGGGUAGGCGCGCGCGUGGAGUGUAUUGAUCUGCUUCCGGCGUCGGCAAACCCGUCUCAACUUUUUAUUUUUUAUGAACAUUAUUACCAAGUCGUAAUCCACUGACCUAGAAAGUUCAGUUGCCGGAUGGAAUUGAUGGGUGUAACAAAUAACUCUGAUUAUUGUAUAAAGCCAUUUAAUUGUUGAAUUUGAUCUACUAUUGAACUUUCAAAGUAUAUAAAAGAAAUUAAUGAGCCCCCCUCCCAUUACUGCUAGGGGCGGGUCCUCUUGUUGAACCCCGUCCGCAGUUCUCGCGUGUGAGGAGACGCUAACGAAGAGAGGGGGCGUUAUUAAGUUUCUUUUAACACAUCGCAAAUGUUAUUGCUAAUCAGUUAUCUCAUUUCUAUGUAAAUUGUAUAUAUGAAAAAGGUCCGACUUAGUAUUAUAGUUGUAUUUAUCGGACACACAUAAGACACCGUUUCUGAAUACAUGAUCAGAAUUCACGAUUAAGCGGAUAGCUGUGAUAUCAAGGUACAAAGAUUGUUUCAGAAUAAUGAAAAUCAACAAUCAUGUAAACAUUUUCUUCAGUAAUUAAUAAGUCCUGACUCCUGAUUAAAAAAGAGUUUCUUCAUUACUGAUCGUUCAAUUAAUCAUUGGAUCUAAGAAUAAUCCAUAUUUUCAGUUUGACUAAAAGCUGUUCGCCUGUUCUGUCGCUCACAGCCACACUCCAUUGUGGCCAUUAAAACACGAUAACUUGUUUUUAAGAAAAUGAAAUAUCUAUCCUUAUAACCGAGAAAAGCUAACAUUGAAACUCCUGUACUAUUCUUUCGAAGCAGGUUUCAGACUACGGUAAAAUUGAUAAAUGCUAAUAAACUUUUGAAGUUAGGAGGCGCGUCUAGUCUGAAGAACAGGAAAAACAGGAACCGACUUGAAAGUAAUUGAUUUGCAAUUCGUGGGCUGAGAGGAUAUCGGCUUUAGCUUCGGAACCAGUCUAAAAACGUGGAAACUCAUAAAAAAGAAUUAAAAAAUAUGUGGGUGGGUGGAAUGCUCUGAUUGUUUCCAAUCGAAAAGAGAUAAAGAAAUAGCUUAACUAGCCAAGGCCGGUGAUUCCUGUCUUGGUACUUAAAACUGUGAUUUUAGUACAGCAUUUCAUGGAGUCUGGAGUAUUUUGAAUCUGAUUUGUGUUGCUUUUAUAACGAAGUUACAUAAAUUGGAUUUCGCUUCUUGCACAGUUCCUUUUGUAGAACCGCAUGGAAGUAUUUGUUUACUCAGAACUCAUAUAAAUUGGGGAAUGAUUUCCGAUGCUGGCCAUGUCUCAGUUUGGCUUUAAACCGCAACAAUUUUGAUGUAACAUCGAUCGUUAAAGAAACCAGAUCGCUUCAUAAGUCAGUCCAGUGUAUUUUAAUUUGCUGUCAUAUUGCGAAUUCUUCUGUUUGGUGUUGGUGCCUUUUUGUCCUAAUAUCGGAUCAGCCACCGUCUUUUUAUCAGUCUUAACUUCCUGCCCUCUGUAACGUUCACACUGAGCAAGAAAUUACGAUCUAUCAAGAAAGGCUUAAGGAUCUCCUUCCCCGCGCAAUUAUUUUCGCCUCAAGAAAACCUCAAGAUUAACCAGAAGCGUGACUCCUUCAGGAAGGAGAGAAAACAGCACAAAAAAUUCCGAAAAUAUACUCACGUUAUUAGACAAGUAGGUGCCAAAUUGAAGACUUCAAACCUACCGAAGGUGACUAUCGGGGCUCCAAAUCAGUAUAUAAACCUGUAUUAACUUUAACUUGAUUAUAAUCUUCAAAAGGUUAGGUCACUCAUAUUUAGAAGCCUUUUCUAUUUUGUUUUUACUUGUAUAAGGCAGCCCUUCAGUGGUGUCGUGCAGUAAUUAGGUCAUAUGCUCUGGAAACUUAACAGUUCUAGGAUUGAAUAUGUACUGGAAAGUGUACACCAAGAAACUGAGUCGUUUGAAUGAACAGGCUUAUACGUAAGAUAAAAUUACGUUACGCUACCCAGGUUUUGCUUCUGUUGCUCGAAAAAGAAGUUAUUUCGCGUGUAGUUUAUAGAGAUGAAGAUAGGUUUGCUAGUUUAAUUUUUUCCACUUAUAAAUUGCACUUUAAGUUGCUGUGAGUGCUGAAGAGUUAGUUUGUUCUUUAAAACAUCUUCAUGUUGAAAAGUUACUUCAGACUGUCUUUAUAUUUGAUCUAUCUGUUAAGCGGGGCUUGACCUCGCUUUGUUUUAAAUGCUAUAUUUAGUUGUUAAAUAGUAGUUUACACAGUAGACUGUACUUGAAAGGUGGCUUUUCAAACGCAGCAUGGUUGUUUUUAAGAACAGCUUUAACACUAUGAACUGUUUAAAGACUGUCAGAUCAAAUUAUCAUCAUGUACAUUCAGGUACAUAAGUGCACUCACUUCAAGUUAUCUAGAUACCCGCACUUGUAAUAAAACUGGAAUGAAGAUUCGUUAAGAACACAGGCAAACAAAACCUUAGACUCGAGGCGACGUUAAUCAGGUCAUUAAAAAUACCCCAUUGCCAGAAAUCAAAACAUUAUUAAGAGGAAAAAACAACAAUAAUAUUUGCUUAUUGACUUCGGUGACAAUCAGAUGUUGAAUGCUAUUUCUGGUUCAAUGAUCAAAUGUCGUGACAUCUCGAGAAUAAGUGUGCAACGUAUUAAGGAUUUACGGGAGAGAUCAAGAGAUUUUUUGUUACUAGCCGUAAAUAAACUAAGUAGACUAAAUAUGAGACAGCAACCAGUCUACUUUCUUGAACCAAAGUAUAACUAUAACUCUUUCCAGUGGAGAAAAUCAUGGACGAAGCAAAACCUUACAAUGGUGCAGUUAAGUGUUCAGCAGUUCGUACGGCUUUGGGCGGUAUUUCGCCUCGCUGGUUUUUCUGCGACGACUCGUUCCAAGACAUUCUGUUAUUAGCUGUCAACGAAAGCUUUUUGUAACCACUUUUGGUUCUUUUCAGUGAAGAAAAUCACAUAGAAGUCUAACAACACUAUAAAAUGGGAUUUAUGCUUCCAAAGUUUUUUGGAAUUCGUCUGUGGUUGACUAAAAAUCCAACAAACUGCUGGCAAUUAAGCCGGUUUCUAAACUUCCGUGCAUGGAUUUCCUGCAUGAUCUUUCAAUGUAUUUUCGCCUCCGAUUAAAAAGCUAAUCUUAACGCUGCUUUCAUCAAAGGAUCACCCAAUCACCUCAGGGCUAAAAAAUGGAAAGGCAUCGCUGUGUACAAAUCUGCUAUCGGCUAAGGAUUUACGCGAGGAUUUACAAAUCUUCCAUCGGCUCUCCAUGAUUUCUGCAUUUUGCGCGGAUUCUCUUGGGUGAUGCCUCUUGGACAUCAGUCUUGUGUGUUAGCCGCGCAAUAUCUAACCCGAUCCAUCUCAGUGGAGUUUUGUGGUUACCGUAUUUAUUCGAAUAAGCGCCCAACCUCGAAUUAGCGCCCACCUCGAAUAAGCACCCAUCCUAAAGGCAGAAAAAGUUAAUAAGCGCCCACCCCCUUUCCCCUCACACCCCCCCCCCCAAAAAUUGAAUACGUACUAAUAAGAGACUUCCCCGAAGACGGAGUUUUCUUCAGAGUAUCUCCUUACAGACACCUUGCUUUGUUACAUCUUCGCGUUUUGUUUUUACUAUUUAUUGUUUUGUUGCAAAAUAAACAUACUACACUUGCUGAAAAUGUUAAAAAUUUAAUGAGCGCCCAGCCUCGAAUCAGCACCCACCUCGAAUAAGCGCCCACUCUCAAGGUCCGCAAAUUUAAUAAGCGCCCAAGGCUGUUAAUCGAAUAAAUACGGUAUGUCACCUGCAGGUUUACUAAUGCAGUUGUUAAGUGGUUUUAUUUGUUUCCAAUUAACAACUAGUACUUGUUUAAGUAAAUCCCUGCUUCCUUCUCGUUGCAUUGAGGCCUUCUGUUGCCAUAUGCGGUUUGUUUCUUUUCUUCCUCUAUUUUCUCAUUUGUUUCGCAGUUUUUGCGUUAUUUAAAAAAGCUGUAAUAUGUCUUCUGAUAUUGUGAGGCGAACUUCAAUUUUCCGAACAGCAAAGUUGCCUUUCUUUAAGAUAUCGCAUACAGAUUUUGCACUCGUGGAAAAACAAAUGUAAAAAAAACUGAAAACUAUCAGUGCUUGAGGAAGGAGGGGUACUUUCAUAUUCAUAUCAAAAUUUUGACAGAUAACCGCCCAGAUGAUACUGACGAUCAGUCCUUCUACUUGUCCCUUACGUCACUGGUUCUAAGUAGGUGGUUUAUAUUUUUCGUGCCACAUAAUUGUCAUACUCGUCGAGUAUUAACGGCGGUUUUUGCCUGACCCCCAGCGGAAACUUAAGGCAGGAUUGUUGAAAGCACUUUUACAAAAAUGCCCCGGAGCUUUCGAACACUUACAAGGGCGGGGCGGCGAGGAACACAAACGCGUAGUUAAUUACUCGUACAAGAUUUCCUAUAAAAUUGUUGUUACGCGAGACACAGAAACUCAGUAUUGACAUCUGCUUCUGCAGUAAACUACACAAACCAGUCCUGCUAAUCUACAAAUUCGUGACUUUCUUUUGGUCUCACAAGGAGCACGCUUGAGGUUUUUGCGUGAUUAACACCAUCGCGUAUAAGAGUCACCAGGUAUAUAUGUGUUAUACCACAGCAGUUAUUUUGACACUUGGCACUAAAGGGUCAGAUAGUGUAACCCAAGUCGAGAAGGCGCAGGCAAACACUUGAUAUGAAAGGCUGCCUCUGAUUUUAAUUAGCUUACCUUAUUUAUAAAUGUGUUCUGUUACUUGGCAGGUCCUGAAGUAAUCUCGCCGUUUAUUAAUCAGUUAUUAUUUACAAGAACGGACGGUGAACGUUUAGAGCGACAUGCAAGUUCUGUUUCGUACCACGACAAUCUUAUUCAUACUCUGCGCCUUAGCACAGAACCUACACGCAAUCCGUUGGCUGUGAGUAUUCCUAUUUAGCUGACCUUCUUGAUUUUUGUAAUUUUAUCGGUCGUACUAUUCGACAGUGCAAAGCAAGUAUCUGCUUUGAAACGCCACAGUAUCGCCAAAAGUAUGACUACUCUCUUUGUCCAACAGUGCCGUCAAGAUAAGUUCAGAGGACCACUGGAACAGAACUGACUGUGGCAAAAUACAUGGAUUCGCCGGACAUCAGUACAAAAUUUGUAGAAGAAGUCUUUCUGUCAUGAAGUACGUAUCUGAAGCGGUGGAAAUGACCAAGGCAGAAUGCCAGAACCAGUUUAAAAACAGACGAUGGAAUUGCUCGACAAUAUCAAGAGCCCCAUCGUUUUACAACGAUCUUAAGAGAGGUAGGUAAAUAGUUGCUAAUGAAUAUGCCGUUGUUAUUUCAAGUGCAUGUUAUAGUGGUAUUUCAUAGAAAUGGUUUAUUUCAUGCGUAUGAUUCUCCGAUAUUGGCCGUGCGGAAAGGUAAUGUACUCAUUCGGGUUGACAUAUGAUUGUUUGAAAAUCGUUUGGGACCGUACCUCGUUGAAACCUGAAAAUCGCUCGAGGCAAGAAAUCAAAUCCGCCUCCCCGCAUUGCCUUGUUAUCUUUAAUCUUGGUUUCGUGUUAGAGGUUAUUAAAAACUUUACUCAGAAGUAAUAAUGUAAAGACUCCGGAACAUUAUUUUGCCAAAGAAAUAUAGCGAGGUGUGUUUAUUAGUCAUGAGACAGGUUUUUAUACCCAGUAACCAAAUAUGUUCCCGUAAUAGCAACAAAUUGUUAGUAUUCAAUCUUUUGUUUCUAUUCCUUGCGGUCAUGAAGAAUUUUAAGCCUUUUGUUCUUGAGCUCAAAAAAAUGGUUUGUGAGUCAAGGUUGUAUUAUUUCUUGUAUCACCCAGACAAAAGAGAUGUCAUAAAUCAGCUCAAAUAAGAAAAAUUAUCAAGGUCUAAUUUCCACCAUAAAAAUAAACACGGGUGCGACAUAGGGCAUUUAUAAGCUGGAAUUACCCAGGCCAUCUUGUCUUUUUCAGACUAAUCAGACUAAAAUAUUUCAACCCUUUAAUCACUCUGAUGACUGGCCUGUAAAAAUACGUGAUCCACAUUUAAACGGAUUAUCCACAAUUAAAUUUAUACGGUUUGACACCAAACCCGCACUCUUUUAAAUUGUCGAUUGACGUGUUUUCCACCCUCUUAAAAACCCUCUGCUUCCUCAACAACCUUGGUUUUGAUCAGCAAAUUAUGUUUUUAGGUUCUUGUUUGAAUUUUUUACGCCACCACACCUUCAAAAAAAUAUUCAGUCCUGAAGUCUACUUAAUACAUAAUUUCAAGCCAUCUGUAAGCUCCUUUUCAUAGAACUACUCCUAUAAUUACCUAAAUUAUUAAUAUCCUCUGUAUUCUUAUAAUAUCAUAUAUAAACCCCUCAGUUUUAUAAAGAAGUGAAUUGGACGCAUCUAUGUUCCGCGGAGAUUUUCAAACUUCCAUCUGCAAAAACAUUUUACUAAUUUUGAAACUGAUCUUCUUCCACCACAAAACUAAUUUCCUCAAUAACGUAAAUAUUUUUAUGGUGCUGGGCGAAAAUGGCUACUAAGUAAACAAACUAACAAUAUAAAACACAGACACUCUAGAUAAUGAGUAAUUUACGCUCGUUAAAAUAUUAUCUCAAAACGUGGUGUACUGUUGUUUACACAGGAACAAAGGAAUCAGCAUAUGCUUAUGCACUUGCCUCUGCUGCAGUUGCUUACAGUGUUACUCAGGCAUGUAGUAUUGGAAGAUUGGAUGUUUGUGGCUGCGGCAGAACACCAAAGAUGAAACUAAAAAAUAAGAACUGGAUUUGGGGUGGUUGUAGUGAUAAUAUCGCGUACGGUACCAGGUUCAGUAAAAGAUUUGCAGAUGCUGUGGAGAAGAAGCGUAUGAAAGAUCCUAGGGCCACAAGUCGAGCGCUGAUGAACUUGCACAAUAACGAGGCUGGAAGAGAGGUAACAUUGUCUGUCUUUUAAAUUAAAUUUUGUAAAAAGUUUCUCAAUUGGUGUCGCUUGAACAAAAUGCUCAAAAGGAAAACUAAAUACUAUAGAACUGCCUAACUUUAGAGCUUAAGUCAGGCUAGAAACCGGAACUGAGAGCACUGAAGUUAAGGAAGUGUGGGAAAGUCAUUUUUUUUCUUGGGUUAAACUGAACAUUUGCUUCCGGGAUGUGGUGAUUAUUCCUUUCUCGACCUUUCAUUUAAGAGCGUCAUCUCUUGAAAGAUUCUGAGAGAGCUAUAGCUAACGAUAAUCGCUUCUCUUUGGCUCAAGAACACAGGCACUCCACAAGAAAGUAACUUCUCAAAAGAGCGUUGGUAUAAUAGGCUUUAAGUGACACUAAACUCGCAGCGGCUGAGACUUGAAAAAAAUGGUUAGAUGAGCCGAGUGAUGAUUCAUGCUGCGAAGAAGUCAUGUCUUAAAUAUAUAAUUUGAUGUCAAAAGCUUAUCUUACUGGGCCACUCAAGUGGCUACCUCCGGUUUUGAGAAAAGCGUCUUUUUUCGGAUCUGCUGUUUUCGGUUGCGCAGAACGUAUGCACCGGUUUUGCUAUAUAUAUCCCGGUCGGUUCCUUUCAUCUUCUGACUCUUUGAUAUUGUAGUUCAAAGUGUUGAAAGAAGUGAACAGUUACUUAAUGAAAUGUAUUCUCACUUCAGUAACGAGAAAUUGUACAAAGUAUCCAAAAAGUAAUUAUUAAAUAAACUAAUGUGAACUUUGGAUUGACUUGGGCCUCGGGUAUGAAAUGGUUUCGUCAUCGUGGGGUAUAGUUUCCUCUGAUUCAAUUAUUAGCACUUUUCGAAGGAGACAAAACUAUUACAUAUUAGCCAGAAGGAAAACAAAGAAAAAACACAACUACACGUUAAAAUAUGUCUGAGAUACACAAUGAGGGCUGCCAGCAUGUAUUCAGUGUCCCAAAUGAUCGUUAAAAACUGCAGCGCUUGACUUAUCGAUGUUGUUUUAGAUGAAAGGAAUAUCAAAUCUCUAGUCUCAUUAACAAUAGGGAAAACUUAUCUUCUGGCUAAAAUGGUAUAUAAUAAUAGGUACAGUUUUUUCUCUUUAAACAUACGCAACAUUUUGGAAUUUUAGUGGGGAUUGUUGUGGUAAAGGUUAUAUCCGUUAUUGGUUUAGACUCUACAGGUUAGAGUUAGGUUUAGGGUUAGGUGUCUGUAUUUUCUGAAGAAACAAUAAGUUUUCUUCUAGUGGUUAAGAUCACAGUAAAGGAAAAGUUCCUGUGCGACACAUUGAACGUUUACGAGUACAACUGCCGUCACUUUUAGUUUAAGGUUUGUUACUCAAUAUUUUUCACAAAAUGUUUUAUUAUAUUUUAUUGCCGUCGUCAAUCCAUUCUCACUGAAGGAAAAAGAUUUCCGAUACUCAAAACAGUUAGUAAUGUUUUAGAAAUGGAACAUAUUAAUGUUACAAAAAUCCUUCUUGGAUUUCUAGCUAAUAAAGUACCAAAGGGCAUAUUAUACGAUGGUACUGCGUUUGAACUGAUCGGCUUUUUUGCAGUUUUCACCCUCAGACUUAAACAAAAUAUUUUUUAAGAAACUUCGUUAAGUUUAUGGUUCAAUUUUUGAUUUAAUAUUUGCCGUGUCUUGAAGGUAUCUAGUCUAAGUACAUUUUUUUCAGCUCAAUCUUAACAGGUUGAUUUUGUUGUAAACGCAGUAAGCACAAGCUAAAAACAGGCCAGUCGCAAACGAACGAUAACAGAUUUCACUUGAUAUCUUCCUAAAUUAUUGCAUUAUACCUUUGCGAACUGACAAUAAACAGAGAAACAAGGGAUUUGAAAAUAAGCCAAGGCAUUUCCCCAAACACGAGCUUAUCAGAGAUCAAUAAGUGUACGCACGGGAUUUUGCAGCGGGAUUUUCUCUCUCUCAGUUGUCACAAAGUUUUCAAUAAAACAUUCUUGAAGACGUGUCACCUGAGCUGUUGCGUGUGACAUGAUAACAGACAGUCACGAAAUUAAAGAUCUCUGUGAGGCAAGAGUGAUUACUUCGUUGUUAAAUACUUUAAAACGUAUCGAGAAUAAGAACGAAGGUGACUAUUUUGCUGCGUUUUAUUGUAUUAAAAGUGCUAAGCUUUGUUUAAAUCAAUUGCCCUCAGCUACCUUAGGUGGCCGUGUUUGUUGUGCCCCUUUUUCCAGUGACCCAUCGCCAUGGUAUCGUUAUUGACAAUCCUAACAUAACAUAACAUAUAACAUAAAACUUUAUUUAAACUCGAAUUUUAGAGUAGCUAACAAGCUAAUAUCUUCGAGCUGACACUACAUAAAAACUAUAUAGAAAAUAUAUAUAUACAUUAAAUGCAAGGAAAGAAAAUAUCAUUUACAAUUCACAAUUUUAAGUUUAAGUAUGUCAGGCAAAAACAAUCUACAUGAAGGUAACAUCCUGUAUUUUAGUCUUAAAGUCUGCAAAAAAACUGGUACGAAAAAAGUCCGGCAGUGCAUUCCACUGCUUAGCUGAAAAGUAAGAAAAGGAGUUAAGACCAUAGGUAGUUGUUUUAGGUUUACUUAGGGAAAGAAUGUAGUUGCCACGAAGAUCAUAGGAAGAGGACCAGAGUGAAAACAUAUUCUUCAUAUAAGUAGGAAAAUGAGUGAAAAACAAACUCUUAUAUAACAGAAUGAGGAAAUUUUGAAUCCUGAUUUUCAAAGGAGAACCCUUCGGAAUGCAGUUUACAAAAAUAGUUGGUAAACAGUGUCCUUGAUAAAUAUUAAAAAAACGCUCUUUUUACAAUAUCGGGAGAAAAACAGUAAAAGCACCAGUAGGAGUUCCCUGGUUCCAGAGAUCCGUUCUCGAAGUCGAACUUUUAGGAAUGAGGAGAGGAAAAAAACCUUUGCCACCUAAGGUGGGUACAGUAGGACAGGAAAGCACUGAGUGUUCAUCUUUAAGUUACUUGACUUCUCUUAUGAGUAUGGAUAGGAUCAAAAUUCGUGUAGGUAUUUCUUAUCUUGUCGGGAGGCAUCGAACACACGCAUGGUGCUCUUAUACUUCUAAACAUCACGAUCUUGUUAUGUCUCUUCUACAACAAUGUCUUUCUAGUCUUUUCUUUUAAUAUCACUGCGUGCACUAAAUGACGCUCUUUAGAAUGAUGCAUAAUUAGUCUUGAGAAUCCUUUCCUAGUCUCAAUUCACUGUUUAUAAACUGAAAGAUAAAAAUCUCACGAAAACCGUAGAGUUUAUUAACAGUUUGCGUGAGCUGAAAAUCUGAGCCCCGACUUGGUUACACUGAGUCAAGAGCCGAUAAAUGAAUGACGUCAUCCUCGAGUGUGACUCGCACGUUAUGUGGUUGCACUUUACGCAGCCUAAGGUCUUCAAAUGAAGUUUCAAUAUGUGGAAGCUGCUUCUUUCCAGUGGUGGUUCAUUAAAUGAAUCCUCUCUCCGCUCAAGAGUAGAUUGUUUGUGUAGCGUUGCUUUUCUGUAAGAGCAGGAACACAUAAACGCUAAAGCGAGCACGAUUUUUGAAGGUAAUUGUUUCAUGGAAUUGUCUUAAACAAGUAUUUUUAAAAUCCAUUUUUGUUUUGACAGUAUACACUGCAGCGUAAAUCUUACAACUAUAUCUUUAUUUGACUCAGCAGUUAUCCAGCUUCUGAAGAUAGAACAGCUGUGUAUGAGAACUUCCGAUAGUCUACUUACGGUCUUACCGCAGACUGAUUAACUUUCGAUUCAAAGUCCUUAUAAAAUAAACACAUUGAGAUAAAUUUUUCCUCAUGAAUAGUCCUGGGUGGACGGGAAUAACUGAAAGAUAUAGAUAACUAAAUCCAUAUGCUAAUAAUUAGUGAAGAAACAAGCAAGGAUAAUUUGCGUUUCUUAAUCUUUAACAGGUUACCAGAAUUGACUAAAAAUGUCUCCCAAACUGCUCUCCUACAAAGUUCAACAUCAUUCAGCAUAAUAAAGUUCUAUAAUUAAGUCCCAUAGUAAAGUUCAAUAAUAAAGUCCUAUCAUAAAGUUCCAUGAAAAGACCCAAUGCAUCAAACAGUUGUCGUUAAUGACGUGUACCUGAGAAAUCAAGGGUCGUUAAAUUUUUUGGUUUCAUUUCUCUCAGUUAUUUAGAAUUCACCUGUUUCCAAUAUAAGUACCACCUUACAUGAUUUAAAGUUAAACAUUUCGCCAUUUACCCAUUUUCAGUAAGAAAACUGCCAUAUUUAUUUAAUAGUCAAUUUUAACACAUCUGGUAGAUUUUAACUGCAUGAAUUUUAGCUUUAACAAAUUCGAAAGCGACCUUAAAUGACGACAAAGUGAGUUCAAAAGAAAGCGAUUUCCUCUGUUUUAAUUUUUUUUUAACUGAACAAUACAAGACGUAAAAUAUGUCAUUUUAGUUGUAAACAAAUCCUGUGAAAUAAAGGUGCAAAGAUUCUAUUCGACACCUUUAUAACAGUUUUAAGGGGCGUUAAUCGAGGGGUAAUGGGUUUAUUUCCUCUAAUUUUGUUGAUUGCUGUUCUCGACGUUAGAAUGGGCCAUGCUGAUUUCAUCGUAAUAUAUCGCCAAAUUAUGUAAAAUCCGUGAUGUUGUACUCUAACUUUGAAAAACAUCAUAGCUGAAAAAAUUCUUUUAAAAUCAAUCACUUUUUGAUUAACAAGUUUCAUGCACUUCAAAGCAGGAAGAAAAUAAAGGAAACCUUCGAUAAGCAGAUUUAUUAUCUACGUAGCAUAUGUCCCAAAUAUGGAAGGUAUUAGGGAGGGCGCUGAGAAAGUUCGUCGUCUGUUAUCUCAGCUUCGACGCUUACACUUUCAUGCCUUUAAGCUACUUUAAUUGGAUCCAGAAAAAAGGAAGAAACCUAAAAGUUACUUCGCCAAGUAUCGAGAAACGAAGAGAACCUGCCUUAUAAGUUGCUCAUCGGGAGAUUUCAUCGACUGUUUGAUUACAACACCCUUGCAAAUGGGUUUUCAUUUGCAAUUUAUCAUCCACUUGAACGGAAUUUCUGGCCAUAGUCGUCGAAUUAGAAAUCAUAGGUCACAUUAAACAAAUGAAGCUUUGAAUUGCUACUUUCGAACCGCAGCUCCACGGGCGCAGAAUUUAGGAUAGGAGUCAUUUACACUAGUACCUAUGUAAUCCUCCUCUAUUGUGCGUUUGUGCCUCCUCUGUUGGUCUCUAUUCAAUGCACUACUUAAAUCCAAAUAUUUUCUUCAGAAAACUGUCCUUGGAAAAUGCCUUUUGUUCCCGAAUCGAAAGCAGAAAACGUAGAAGCAAUACUUAACGUUUAUAAUGUUUUCAGCCCAGCUGAGACUUGGUGAAAUCACAUUGACUUGUCAUAAUUCCUACGCUCCUGGUGGUCUUCUGAAGCGUAGAGAUAACAACAGAGAUUAUUGACAUAACUUAUAAAUGCCAAUUAACAGAAACUGAGAAUGCCGAACAACAUCGAGAGCCUGAUCGAGAGCAUAUAAAGUUGACAAUUUGCUACAAGGGCUGGCUCCAGAUGCCCUGUAAGGUUUAAGAAAUUUUUUCGCUCUAAUUAAGAUCCUUGAAAAAUUCUAGGGUGAUGCUAUUGAAUAGACCCCAAGACUACAGAGAAUGCCUCUUCUGUGGUACAGAUCCGUUAAGAUAGAUUUUCUGACUGACCUAAUUGACCAUAAAGGUAGAAAUUGAUUCGCAGUAGACCGCGAAAACAUAGGCACAAACAAAGGAUACCUUAAAUUCCGAGGCAAGUCUAUCUCUAAUUUUUGAGUUUAAGCCCUUGUACUUAAAUCCCCGUUUAAAGAGCUUUCUGGGCAAAUUUGUCAUCAGUUUUCAACCAAGCCUAACGUUUAUUGACAGCAUAGUUUUAGAGGGAAGUUGGGGCCAAUUUUACCUAAUAUUUUAUUCCUUCAUAUCCAAUGCCGUUGAAAGUGAAGCUCAAAGCUUCUAGGCAAUCUGUUAGAGGUUCUUUUCCUUGCUUUUCUUUUCUGUCCCUCAGAAUUCCGAAGAGCCAUCGUUUCUUCUACAACAAGCAUUACAAAUUGAAUUAUGUUAUUGCGUAAUUAUAGUAUUAUUUACAAACGGAACCGUUACAGUUCUAAGUAACUGGAAAUUUCUACACGGUACGCGGUGAAUCAUUAAAAAGCGCAGUAAGCAAAACUAUCGUUCCCAGCGUCUCCUCUUUUUCUAGAGGAAGAAAGAUACUGGGAACGACUUUGAUACAUUAGACGAACUGUGAUCACAUUUACGGAAUGGUUACCAUUAGCUUGUUUUUUGAUGGAGAGUAGCGUGUGCCAAACGCUCCAGCCAAUCAAUUGAAAGCAAGCAAUUGCCACCAGACUGAAACAAAAUCACUUCAUGUCCUCAAGCUUGACACUGUGUGCAAUUUGUUUCCCCGUUUUGAUGAAAAAAAAAAACGGUGAAACUAUGUGGCUAUUAUUUCCUAAUUAUCUUCUGAAUGGUUAUUUUCGCUUUAAUUUUAGGCUGUCCGAGAAAAAAUGGAGACUAUUUGCCGAUGCCACGGCGUGUCUGGUUCUUGCGAAACAAAGACAUGUUUCCGACGUCUUAAGGAGUUCAAAGAUGUAGCCACCCUUUUGAAGAGGAGGUAUGACCGAAUCAUCAACGUGAUCACUAAAAACAAGGGCAGCAGUAAGAAAAUGCUUAAGCCGAGGAGAAAAGUGCCAUACACUCGAAAUGAUCUCAUCUUCUUGGAUCCUUCUCCCAACUACUGCAAACGUAGUCUUUCCCGAGGGACUCUCGGGACAGCGGGUCGGGAGUGUAACCCAAAGACAACUGGAAAGGGUAGUUGCUUGUAUCUUUGUUGUGGGCGUGGUCAUACAACCAAAGUGCUUCAAAUCGAGGAGCGCUGUGAGUGCAAGUAUUACUGGUGUUGCUACGUGAAAUGUAAAAAAUGCUCUAAGACGAUUCAGGUUAGUAGGUGCAACUAAAACUGAACUCAGAGAGACAACAGUAAUAAAUGCAACGACUGAACAUUUGGUGCGGGUGGAUCAGUCAACGAUGAAUAGUUUAGUGCCUACAACUGAAGAACUUACAAGGCAAUUCGUGAAAUGACUGGGAAAAAGUCAGGAAACUGUUCAAUCAUUGCAGCUAUAGUUUUCUUGCAACACCUUUCGGUAUCUUCGAUACUGUUUUUAACACAUCGUUUCUGCAUUCAUUCCCGCAAUUAAUUGUAAAUAAGCAAGUCAUUCCUGAAAAGCUGUGCCACUGGAAAACAAAUGGAAACAUUUAAAUAAUCUCUGCAAGGAAUAAGGACAUGCCAAGAAAAAAAUUCAUAACACUAUGGAGAAAGAACUAUACGACGGUGCGCAGGCACACCAAGAACAAGAAGUUUCUUUCAGAGAAGGAAACGAUAAAUAUGUGCAUAUGCCCACCCCGUUAAGGUCACUAGCAUUGGCUUCACCACAAUAGGCAUAACGAUGAUGAAAGAGUAUAUAUAUGAAUGACUGUAAAUGCACAUGAGUACAACUCAACUAGUAGAGAUCUCAGUCUAACAGGUAAACUACAGGCAACUUAGCCUGAGAAAGCAGCGGACAUCGCAAAAUGACGUACGAGCGCAUAAUUUCCAUACUGAUGACGCGACAUCAGAUCUGGGUAAUGCUUGGUUGAAAAUUUGUUGCAACCAAUCAGAAGCAUUACCCAGAUUUUGGUAGUGACACGUAAUCAGCAUGGAAUUCUGCGCUCCUUUCUCAGACGUCAUUUCGCGAGGAAACAAGUGGUGGCGUCGCAAAAUGACGUCUGUUUACUCAGGCUACAAGCAACUCCAUUCAUGAAAUUCUGUUUUACUCAGAUCCAUAUCAGGAUAGUGCUACUGUGACGCUCAUUAGAACAUUAAUGAGACUAAUGUAGGAGUGUUUUGGGCUUUUUAAAGCUCCAAUAAAAUUGAGGUCAAAAAGAUAUGAAAUCUUCACUGCCAUAGAUACAGGAUGACAACGGUUUUUAAUAUAAUUUCUCAGGACACAACGCGUUGCAAAAGCCCAAAGGCAAAUAUAAGGGAGAUUGUGAUCGGUCCAAUGUGCCUGCGUAUACGAAGCUUUAACACCAACCUCGUAACCAGAGUUUGCAUUACCCUUGUCCAGUGGAGCGUCAUUGCCCGUUCCGCUGGACAAGGGUGACGAGGGGGACUCUGGAAACGCGAUUGCGUGGACACAAAUUGUAUGAGGACUACCGAAAUGAUAAUACCAAAAUUAGUGAUACAGUAAUAGCCCGCGUAUAAGAACCUAAAUUUUUCAAUUUAGCCUAAAUAGGUUCUUAUAUAAAUGGUACUUAAAGCAAAUUUAGGCUACCAAGGUUCUUAAAAUAGGUUCUUUUAUUUUCAUAUGAAUUUCAUCUGAAUAUACUAUAUAUAUUAUAAAUAUCAUCUCAUAAUACAGUAUAAAUCAUUUAUUUGUACCAUAGAGCAAUGCCUAUAGGCAGUUCAGUGCAGGUACAGCAUAUGUCCCUAACAAAACAUAACAAAGAAACUCAUGUUGAUACCAAAUUCAAGCUCAAGCAAUGAGGAGAAAUGAAAAACAAAAUAGAUGAUGAUCUUAAUCCAGCAGUUUCUACCUGUACACUUUUACAGCAACCCCACUGAUAAGAACCUAAUUUAAAAUUUUAGCUUAAAUAGGUUCUUAUGUGGAGGGGGCUUAAAAUGAAAAUCUUAGCCUAACAGGUUCUUAAAACCCAGGUUCUUAUACGCGGGCUAUUACUGUAGUAUCUUUAAAGAGAAAAAGAGAAGCAACACCUGUACUCCCUGUUAUUUUGGAAUCCCCCCUCUCCUCCAGGACGCUCUAUAUCAAGUACCAUAGUUAUCAUUUCUUUUAGUCAUGGUUUAAAAUUUUUACCAAAACAUUUUUAAUUUUUGUGCACUGCGGUAGAAUACCAUUUUACGAACUCCACCCCAUAACUUCUUCAUUUGCACUUUCAAUUAUAAUUCCUCCUCUCCGCUCCGUUUUUACUCGUUUCUCUUUUUCUGAGAGUUUUGUUUGAAGCACAUGUGUAACAAAGUCUAUCAGUCUUUUUGUGUGAUUAAUCUUCAGGUUAAUGGUUAGGGACUUGUGUGCUUCGUGAAGAAACAUCGAGAGUUAUACAAUCUUAGAAAGUUAUC
Molecule: messenger RNA, 20473 nt
Organism: Porites lobata
Lineage: Eukaryota; Metazoa; Cnidaria; Anthozoa; Scleractinia; Poritidae
Source: the annotation of a GenBank genome assembly